Messenger RNA from Rotaria sp. Silwood1, 1920 nucleotides. Lineage: Eukaryota; Metazoa; Rotifera; Eurotatoria; Philodinida; Philodinidae. The record is from the annotation of a GenBank genome assembly.
AUGCAAUCAUAUAAUUAUUCUCAUACAUUACUUAAACAUGAUGUAAUUAUUAAUCAAUAUAAUACAGCAGAAAAUAUGACACAGACUCAAAUCAAUGAAGUAUUCAAUAAUCUUUCAUGUCAAGAACAAAUCUAUGAUUUUUAUGAAACACUUCGAAAUAGUUCGAAUGGUUCAAUUGAACAAUUUCAAUCAAUUCUUGAAGUAUUUGUUUGUGAUAUUCUUAAAUAUCGUAAAGAAAUAAAACGAUUAGAAGAUUCAUUUAAACGUGAAAAAGAGACAAAUGAAAAAUAUUUAAGACGUAUUGAAGAAGAUCAAGAACGAGAUAUGCAUGAGUUAGAAGAAAAAACUCGAAGAGAAGAACGGCAAAAAUUUGAAAUUGAACGUGAAUUAAUUCAACAACGUACAUCAAAAGAAAUCAAUGAUUUACAAUCACAUAUUCAACGAUUACGGACUAUUGAACAACUUUAUAUUAAUCGUAAAGGUGACGAAGAUUCUUUAAUAAAUUCAAUACGUGAAGAAAUAGCAAAAUUAACAGAAGAAAAUCAAACACUAAAUACAUCUUUGAAUGAAGCCUUAACAACUAAUGCUAUAUUACAAAGUGAUUUACAAUCAUUCAAAGCUCAAUUAAGCGAAAGACAAACAAUGCUCUUACAAGAAAAACAAUCAUCAUCAAGUAAUUAUCGAGAAAAAGAAUCCCUACAAACGAAUGUUCGUCAUCUGGUAGAAGUUAAUAAACAGCUUCGUGAUGAAAAUGAUUCGUUGCGUGCAAUGAUUGAAGCCAAUAAAUUAAAUGCUAUACCUACACCUACACAUCUUGCUUUAUCCCCAAGACGAUUGUUUUCUACAACUGGUUCAACUCUAGGUGCUUAUUGGAAUGAUUCAAAGCUGGACAGCCCAUCACCAUCGUAUGUAACGAAUCCAAAUCCAACUAAAUUCGAUUCAUUUGAUCAUGAAUCAGCUGAUGAAAAAGGUAUACUUGAUAGUGGAUUAUCAUUAACAACAGUGCAGGAUGCAACUGAACUUGAUUCCGAUCAUGAAUCAAACCCGAAUCAACAAACACCAACACUGAAUAUAAAACAACAUCGAUCAUUAAUUACUAAACCAAAUAAAGAUGCUACAGAUUCAGACGAUGUUUUUGUUGAGGUUUCACUUGAACGUAAUCAUCCUAACAAAUUGUCUCAACAACGAUCAUCGAAGCGACCAGUGAACAAUGCACGUUCAUCAUCAAAACAUGCAACUAAUCAUUCACAAACAAUCCCUCGAUCACCUGCAACAAAACACCAUGAUGAGCACAAUACGAAGGAAGAUCUUUCAUUCGAUCGUAUGUUCAAAGUUGUCUUUUGUGGUGAUGCAGCCGUUGGUAAAACUACAUUAAUCAUGCGUUUAUGUAAAGGAAAAUUUGUGGCAAAUAUUAAUUCAACAUUGGGUGUUGAUUUUCAAAAUAAACAAAUUGAAGUUGAUGGUAAACGUAUUGCUCUUCAAUUAUGGGAUACAGCUGGACAAGAAAGAUUUCGUAGCAUUGCAAAAUCGUAUUUUCGUCGUUGUGAUGGUGCUAUACUUGUUUAUGAUUCAACAUAUGAACGAUCGUUUUUAAAUGUUCGAGAAUGGAUUAAUACAAUAACAGAUGCAACACCAAAAAAAGUAUCGGUCAUGAUUGUUGCAAAUAAAAUUGAUUUAAGAGAUCAAAUGCGAGCGGAAGGCAAACGUGUCAUUGAAAAAGCUGAAGGUUUAAAAUUAGCUAAAGAAUACAAAGCAUUAUUUAUUGAAACGAGUGCAAAAGAUGGUACAAAUUCAAACGAAACACUUGUCGAAUUAGCUCGAGAUAUGCAAUGCAAUGAAGAUUUAGAACGUUUUCGUACAGCAGGAAUUGAUUUAGAUAAAACAUCGAAAAAAUCUGCUUGUUGUGGCAUCAAAACUUGA